UGUCGCUCUGUACUCGGUUCGUGGUAAGCGCGGGCCUCCGACUUGGCCAUCACUCCUCUCUCGCCCGACUAGCGGGACUCGUAGGUCGUCGUCUUCGGUACCCUCCACCACAGCACACGACGUGGUCCUAAGAACGGCUGUGUCUUCGGGGUGCGGUUCAGGGUCGGGGUGCGCUUCUUCACAACAUAACGACCACAUUUUUGAAACACAGUGACGUGUUGCAGUUAUCCUCUGUAUUCCACGUCAAGAGUGUUUUCCGUCCUGAGAAUGUCUCAAAGGCGUUCCAAGUCCACAAAGUCAUCAUCGGAUACCCACAAGGAGGGUACUCCGUCGCAUCCUCAUUCGCACAAUCACUCCAUUUUCCACACACAUUCACACAAUGACAACGACCAUGGACACGACACCGAGGGAUUGCUUCAGGCACUACAGGGCGCAGGCGAUCGCGGUAGUCGAAUAACACUCAUUGGAUUGUAUUCCAACGUCGUAUUGACUGGUGCCAAGGGCAUAGCUGCCUGGCACAUGAACUCCGCAUCUCUACUAGCAGAUGCGGGUCACUCUUUGAGUGAUCUUUUGGGCGACUUUGUUACACUGUUCUGUUGGAAGUUGUCGCGGAAACCGCCAUCAUUACACUACCCCUACGGUUUUUCCAAGUUUGAAACACUAGGAACCACAACCGUCUCACUUAUGCUCAUCGCUGGCGCCGUCGGCAUAGCAUUUCACUCCUAUCAUCUCCUAGCACAGGCGUUGGCUACGUCAGUUUCCACUCUUCCUCCGGGUCCACUACACGAUCUUCUCUCCCAGGUGACAUCCGCUGCACAGCAUAUGCCGUCCAUUGGACAUGCACAUGGUCACGCUGGAGGUGUGCUAGAUCCGAAUGCUGCCUGGUUUGCUGCCAUUAGCGUUCUCUCAAAAGAAUGGCUCUACCGUAUUACCAAGAAAGUUGCAGACGAAGAGCACAGUCCUGUGUUAUAUGCCAACGCUAUACACCACAGGAGUGACGCAUAUUCGAGUGUUGUUGCACUCGUGGCGAUCCUAGGAUCCUGGUUACUCCCAGCACUUCCCCUUGACCCUAUCGGUGGGAUGAUUGUGUCGGCUGUCAUCCUGCAGCAAGGCUACGCACUGUUGAAGGGUGCGUUUGCGGAGCUUAUGGACGCUGGCGUUUCAAGGAAAACUUGUGACAAGCUUUCGCGCGCUCUAGACCCCCUUUUGUCGAAAAGCGCCGAAUCUAGCCAUGGGGUUCCCUACGUACUAGCAAUACGAGACCUGCGAGCGAAACGCAUGGGGUCUGUUAUAUCUGUGGAUGUGACUGCAGACGUUGCCAGCACAUUGACGGUAAUGGAGACAUCUAGGUUAGAAGAACAGAUUACGCAUAGACUUAGGGAGGCUAAAAAGGAGAUCUCUGAGGUUAGAGUUAGGUUUUGUCCUGUAGAGGUCGAGAUAGACUCAUAACUAUGCUUGUCUCUACUGCAUCGUCAAACGUUCUUUCCAUGAAGUGGGCGUGUGGCAAACUUCUUUGACUUUUUCCUUUUAUCCCACUCACUACCAACUACUAUGAGUGAUAUCGACGUCAGGUUCUCCCCAUCCACUGCGCAGGACGCGGGCUCAUUCC
Messenger RNA from Pisolithus orientalis, 1609 nucleotides. RefSeq names its product CDF-like metal transporter. Gene Ontology annotation, cellular component: membrane. The transcript has 4 exons. NCBI's taxonomy places the organism in Eukaryota, Fungi, Basidiomycota, Agaricomycetes, Boletales, Pisolithaceae. The record is from RefSeq and is a predicted model, not a curated record. Bases 268 to 1449 code for a protein of 393 amino acids. Gene Ontology annotation, biological process: monoatomic cation transport; transmembrane transport. Gene Ontology annotation, molecular function: monoatomic cation transmembrane transporter activity.